CUCCCUCCGCGGUCCCUGCUCCCGGCCGCGACGCAGCCCCCGCCUGCUCUCUCCUGCAGCCUGGCAGGCUCCUUCGCGCCGCACGUGGGCGCGCCGCCUAGAAGGGCCGCUGCCGCUGAUACUUUCUCUACUGUGAGAAUGUAAGAUGGAUCCAGAAGAGCAGGAGCUAUUAAAUGAUUACAGAUACAGAAGUUAUUCUUCAGUAAUUGAAAAAGCUUUAAGAAAUUUCGAGUCCUCAAGUGAAUGGGCGGAUCUCAUCUCUUCCCUUGGCAAGCUCAAUAAGGCCCUUCAGAGUAACCUGAGGUAUUCCUUGUUGCCAAGACGGCUCAUUAUCAGCAAGAGAUUAGCUCAAUGUUUGCAUCCUGCCCUGCCCAGUGGUGUGCACUUGAAAGCCUUGGAAACCUACGAAAUUAUCUUUAAAAUUGUGGGGACCAAAUGGCUGGCCAAGGACUUGUUCCUGUACAGCUGCGGGUUGUUUCCUCUGCUGGCAAACGCGGCGAUGUCGGUGAGGCCCGUGCUGCUUGGCCUGUAUGAGAAGUACUUCCUCCCGCUGCAGAAGCUGCUCCUGCCCAGCCUGCAGGCCUUCCUCGUCGGCCUGCUGCCUGGCCUAGAGGAGGGCUCUGAGAUCUACGACAGAACCGACGCCCUGCUCCUGAGACUGUCCUUGGUGGUCGGCAAGGAGGUGUUUUACACUGCACUCUGGGGGAGCGUCCUGGCCAGCCCGUCCAUCCGCCUUCCUGCCUCGCUGUUCGUGGUGGGCCACAUCAGCAGGGACCUGCCUGGCAAGGAGCAGGCGUACGUGCUGGGGACGGAUCACCAGCUGACGGUAAAAUCAUUAUGUGCAUCACUGUUGGAUUCAAAUGUUCUUGUGCAAAGAAACAAUCUGGAAAUUGUUCUGUUUUUCUUCCCAUUUUAUACCUGUCUGGACUCCAACGAGAGAACCAUCCCCUUGCUCAGAUCUGACAUCGUGCACAUUCUCUCAGCCGCCACCCAGACCCUGCUGAGAAGGGACAUGUCUCUGAACAGAAGACUCUAUGCGUGGUUACUAGGCUCAGACAUUAAAGGAAAUACCGUCGUUCCAGAAUCCGAAAUCUCAAAUUCUUAUGAAGAUCAAUCCUCUUAUUUUUUUGAAAAAUACUCCAAGGAUCUUUUAGUCGAGGGUCUGGCUGAGAUACUCCAUCAGAAGUUCUCAGACGCUGACGUCGAGGAACGUCACCACACGUACCUGAAGCCCUUCCGCAUCCUCGUCAGUCUACUUGACAAGCCAGAAAUAGGGCCUCAAGUGGUUGAGAAUUUGUUUCUUGAAGUCAUCAGGGCCUUUUACUCUUACUGUAGAGAUGCCCUUGGCUCUGACCUUAAACUUAGCUACACUCAGAGUGGAAAUUCGCUGAUAAGUACAAUCAAAGAAAACAGAAAUGCCUCUGAGAUUGUUAAGACGGUGAAUUUGCUCAUCACUUCUCUAAGCACAGACUUUCUCUGGGAUUACAUGACAAGGUGUUUCGAGGAGUGCUUCAGAGCAGGGAAGCAGAGUUCUGCUGCCGGGAGGAGCCUCAGCCCCCCUCCCACCAUCUCGGAGCUCUGCACUCUCCUGGUGUUCCUCUUGGAUGUCAUUCCCUUGGAGCUUUACUCCGAGGUGCAGACCCAAUACCUCCCACAGGUGCUCAGCUGCCUGGUGCAGCCACUUGCUGAGGACAUGGAGGCCUUGAGCUUACCUGAGCUCACACACGCCCUGAAGACAUGCUUCAAGGUGCUCAGCAAAGUCCAGAUGCCACCUUCCUACCUAGAUGCAGAGGCCACCAGUGGGAGCUCGAGUCCAGUAAAAGGUGGAAACGGCGACAUAGUUUUGGAAACAAAGGUGGUGAUCCCAGGUGAUGAAGACGCUUUAUUUCCGCCCCUGAAAUCCGAGGACAGUGGGAUUGGGCUCAGUGCCUCAUCACCGGAGCUCUCUGAGCACUUGAAGGUCCCUCGGGUUUCCCCUGAUAGAGACGACGUCUGGAAGAAGGGAGGGAGAAUGCAGAGGACGUUUCUUUGCAUCCAAGAGCUAAUUGCCACUUUUGCCAGCAAGAACAUUUUUGGGGUACAGCUGAUGGCAUCUGGAGAAGAAAGCAAGUCUGAGGAGCCCACAGGGAAGAAAGACAAGGGUGAGGCCCAGAUCCCAUUGAUUAACAACACCAGCGGGAAGAACUCGUGGGAGGCCAAGCCCAUCACUGUGCCCCAGUUCAAGCAGUUGCUUUCAGACUUGUUCACAGCACGAGGGUCCCCAUUUAAGACCAAGAGUUUGGAGUCACCGUCCUCUUUGCCCAGUAGCCCUAGCAGGAAGAAGGAGGGGGAGUGGGAUGUCGACCAGGUAGUCAUCGACCUGGGGGGCUCUGGGGAGGACUGCAGGGAGGCCUUCGCUGCUGCCUGCCACUUGCUGCUGGAUUGUGCCACCUUCCCUGUCUACCUGUCUGAGGAGGAGACCGAGGAGCUAUGUGACACACUCUUCCAGCUUCCAGGAGCCAGCGAUUCCAGCUUUCCGUCCUGGCUGAGAUCGCUCAUGACCAUUUGCUGCUGUGUGACCGACUGCUCCCUGCAGAAUGUGGCCAUCUCCACGCUGCUGGAGGUGAUCAACCACUCCCAGUCCCUAGCGCUCGUCAUCGAAGACAAGAUGAAGCGCUAUAAAAGCUCCGGACACAACCCAUUUUUUGGCAAGCUGCAGAUGGUGACGGUUCCUCCCAUUGCACCAGGGAUAUUGAAAAUCAUUGCAGAGAAAACAGACUUCUAUCAGAGGGUGGCUCGUGUGCUUUGGAAUCAGCUGAACAAGGAGACCCGGGAACACCAUAUCACCUGCGUGGAAUUAUUCUACCGGCUACACUGCCUGGCUCCCACAGCCAAUAUCUGUGAGGACAUCAUCUGCCAUGCCCUCCUGGACCCUGACAAGGGGACAAGGCUGGAAGCUCUGUUUCGGUUUUCUGUGAUCUGGCACCUGACACGAGAGAUCCAAGGCAGCCGAGUCACCUCUCACAACCGCUCCUUCGACAGGUCCUUGUUCGUCGUGCUGGACAGUUUGGCCUGCACAGAUGGCGCCAUCAGCGCAGCAGCCCAGGGCUGGUGCGUGCGUGCCCUCUCCCUUGGGGAUGUGGCGCGCAUCCUCGAGCCUGUGCUCCUGCUCCUCCUGCAGCCCAAGACCCAGAGGACCUCCAUUCACUGCCUCAAACAGGAGAACUCAGCGGAGGACUUGCAUCGUUGGUUUAACAGGAAGAAAAGCUCCUUCAAAGAGGCAUGUGGAGUACCCGAGCUACAGGAAGAUGGCUUCGAGGACCAUCUGCCUCUGAGCCAGUUCACAACAGUCGACCGUGAAGCCAUCUGGGCCGAGGUGGAGAAGGAACCAGAGAAGUGCCCCCCAAGAAGUGCAUUAAGUGAGGAGGACCUACCCUACUAUGUGGACCUUCCCGAUAGGAUGGCCCGGGACACUGUGGACAGCAGUGAGCACACCGAGUCCGCAGACACGAGCUUCGGCCACACGGAUAGCGAGAACACAUCCUCCUUCUCCACCCCAUCCCACGGCCCGCAGGAGCUGAGCAACAUGGACAACUGCUGUGCGCCCAUCCCCAUGGGAGGCAGGCUGCACCCCAAGCGCUCAGCCUUUCUGACGACCUUCCAGUCUGAAAACUUCAAGCCCACUGCCAAGUUAGGCUUGGUGCGGGUGGACUCAGACAGGACCCAGGCUUCAGAGUCAUUGUCCAGUGAUGAGGAGGCUGACCUGGAGCUACAGGCCCUCACUACAUCCAGACUGCUAAAGCAGCAGAAGGAGAGGCAGGAAGCUCUAGAGGCAUUGUUCAAGCACAUUCUGCUUUAUCUGCAGCCCUAUGACUCCCGCCGUGUCCUCUACGCCUUCUCCGUCCUAGAGGCUGUCCUCAAAACCAACCCAAAGGAGUUCAUAGAGGCAGUGUCCAGGACCAGCAUGGACACCAGCUCCACCGCACACCUCAAUCUCAUCUCCAAUCUUCUUGCUCGCCACCAGGAAGCCCUCAUUGGCCAGAGUUUCUAUGGGAAGCUCCAGACCCAGUCCCCCAAUGUGUGCCCCCACUCUCUGCUCAUCGAGCUCCUUACCUACCUCUGCCUGAGCUUCCUGCGCUCCUACUACCCGUGCUACCUGAAGGUCUCCCACCGAGACAUCCUUGGCAACCGGGACGUGCAGGUCAAAAGUGUCGAGGUGUUAAUCAGAAUCAUGACACAGUUGGUCUCAGUAGCCAAGGCUUCCGAAGGGAAGAAUGUGGAGUUCAUUCACAGCUUACUGCAGAGGUGCAAGGUGCAGGAAUUUGUUCUGCUCUCACUGUCGGCAUCCAUGUACACGAGUCAGAAGCGCUACGGGCUGGCUACUGCUGACCACAGCAGGGCCCUGCUGGAGGACAGCCUCUUUGAGGAAAGCCUUAUCAACUUGGGUCAAGAUCAGAUCUGGAGUGAGCACCCACUGCAGAUCGAGUUGCUCAAGCUCCUGCAGGUGCUGAUUGUCCUGGAGCACCACUUGGGACAAGUCCAAGAGGAGGCCGAGAACCAGCCAGACCUGUCCCGGGAGUGGCAGCGGGCCCUCAACUUCCAGCAGGCCAUCAGCGCCGUGCAGUAUGUGCAGCCCCACCCCCUCACCUCUCAGGGGCUGCUGGUCUCUGCGGUGGUGAGAGGGCUGCAGCCCGCCUAUGGCUAUGGCAUGCACCCAGCCUGGGUGAGCCUGGUCACACAUUCCUUGCCAUAUUUCGGGAAGUCCUUGGGCUGGACAGUGACACCCUUCGUUGUCCAGAUUUGCAAAAAUUUGGAUGAGCUGGUCAAACAGUACGAAAGUGAGUCUGUGAAACUCUCAGUCAGCACCACCUCCAAGCGGGAAAACAUUUCUCCGGAUUAUCCACUCACUCUUUUGGAAGGUCUCACAACCAUUAGUCAUUUUUGUCUUUUGGAACAACCCCACCAAAACAAAAAGACCACUGCCAUAAGUGAUCCAACCAACUUGCGAAAUGACAGAGAAGAACUGCCUCGAAUCGUUAAUACCAUGGCCCUUCUCUGGAAUGUUCUCAGGAAAGAAGAGACUCAAAAGAGACCCGUCGAUCUCCUUGGAGCCACAAAGGGAUCGUCUUCUGUUUACUUUAAAACCACCAAAACCAUAAGACAAAAAAUUUUGGAUUUCUUAAACCCCUUGACAGCUCAUCUUGGGGUUCAGUUAACAGCUGCUGUUGCAGCAGUGUGGAGCAGGAAGAAAGCUCAGCGUCACAGUAAGAUGAAGAUUGUCCCGGUGGCAAGUGCAUCGCAGCUUACCCUGGUGGACCUGAUCUGUGCACUCAGCACUCUGCAGACUGACACAGUGCUGCACCUGGCCAAGGAGGUGGUGAAGAGGCCACAGCAAAUCAAGGGGGAUGAGAAAUCACCCCUAGUGGAUAUUCCUGUGUUGCAGUUUUGCUAUGCUUUUAUCCAAAGACUCCCGAUACCAGCCUUGCAAGAGAACUUCCCUUCAUUGUUGGGAGUGUUGAAGGAGUCUGUACAGCUCAAUCUAGCUCCCCCUGGCUAUUUCCUCCUUCUCAGCAUGUUGAAUGACUUUGUAACAAGAACACCCAACCUGGAGAGCAAAAAGGAUCAAAAAGACCUGCAGGAAGUCACUCAAAAAAUCCUGGAAGCUGUGGGGAACAUUGCUGGCUCUUCCCUGGAACAAACCAGUUGGCUAAGCAGAAACCUGGAAGUGAAGGCCCAGCCUCAGGUUUCUCUGGAAGAAUCUGAUACUGAGGAAGAUUUGUACGAUGCUGCUGCAGCGGCUUCAGCAAUGGUGUCUGCAUCUGCCCCUUCGGUGUACAGCGUGCAAGCCCUCUCUCUCCUGGCAGAGGUUCUGGCUUCUCUUCUGGACAUGGUUUAUCGCAGUGAUGAGAAAGAGAAGGCAGUGCCGUUAAUCUCCCGUCUGCUUUAUUAUGUUUUUCCAUACUUACGCAAUCACAGUGCCUACAAUGCACCCAGCUUCCGGGCUGGAGCUCAGCUGCUGAGCUCCCUGAGUGGCUAUGCCUAUACCAAACGAGCCUGGAAGAAAGACGUCCUCGACCUGUUUUUGGACCCUGCCUUUUUUCAGAUGGAUACUUCUUGUGUUCAUUGGAAGUCCAUUAUUGACCAUCUCCUGACUCAUGAGAAAACAAUGUUUAAGGACUUAAUGAACAUGCAGAGCAGUUCUUUAAAACUCUUCUCCAGUUUUGAGCAGAAAGCCAUGCUGUUAAAGCGCCAGGCUUUUGCUGUCUUCAGUGGAGAACUUGAUCAAUACCACCUUUACCUACCGCUGAUACAAGAACGCCUGACAGACAAUCUCAGAGUUGGACAGACAUCCAUAGUUGCUGCUCAGAUGUUUCUUUUUUUCAGAGUUUUGCUGCUAAGAAUAUCUCCUCAACAUCUGACUUCAUUGUGGCCUAUAAUGGUCUCUGAAUUGAUUCAGACAUUCAUACAGCUUGAAGAAGAUCUGAAAGAGGAAGAUGAAUCAUUGAGAAAUAGCAACAAAAUGAACAGAAUGAAAGUUUCAGUCCCAGAUGGAAACGGGCUCUCGAUGGGGGAGAUACCCCAGAGUGAACUCAUCUUAUAUCUCUCUGCUUGCAAAUUCUUGGACACAGCACUUUCAUUUCCACCAGACAAGAUGCCAUUAUUUCAAAUUUAUAGAUGGGCUUUUGUUCCGGAAGUGGACACAGAGGGUCCUGCUUUCUUCUCUGAGCUAGAGGAGAAUCAUCAAGAAUGCAAACCCCACACCAUUAGGAUUCUAGAACUUCUAAAAGUAAAAUAUGGGGAAAUUAGCAGCUCAGAUGAGAUCACUGUGAAGAACGAAUUCCCCCUUCUGCGCCAGCAUUCCAUUUCCAGCAUUAGGCAGUUAAUGCCAUUCUUCAAGACUCUAAACUGUGCUUUUAAGACCCAAAGUCAGCUGCCUGCUGAUAACCUAGGAACUCUGUUCUUAGAGCUUCCUGUCACAGGGAGCCCAAAGGUCUUGAAACAACUGGAAGAAUGUGUGGAAUAUGACUUUUUGGAACACCCAGAAUGUUAACCUUUUAAGAGAGAAUUUGUUCGUUCAUUCAUUGAUACGUUAAUGAAAACCAGAAUGUGUUCUGACUGAGAAAGGAGCCUGGAUAGUGCUUUUAAAGAAGUCUGCUUCAAUUUUGAACAUAAUUUCAAAACAGUAACCAGAUCAUUUUUUUGUUCAGGAACAAAACACACCUCCCUAAAUCCUUGUAAUAUAUUUGGAUCUGAUUCUAUGUUUCUUCCUCAAUUUAUGUAAUGAAAAUAAAAUUAAUAUAUCAUCUAACAGUAUCA
This is a messenger RNA of Tupaia belangeri chinensis (Chinese tree shrew), 7296 nucleotides long. RefSeq names its product DOP1 leucine zipper like protein B (gene DOP1B). Gene Ontology annotation, cellular component: endosome; trans-Golgi network. NCBI's taxonomy places the organism in Eukaryota, Metazoa, Chordata, Mammalia, Scandentia, Tupaiidae. Gene Ontology annotation, biological process: Golgi to endosome transport. The record is from RefSeq and is a predicted model, not a curated record.